CAUCAAGAGCAGACUGUCCGGCCUCGCUGCCUGGCAGCUACAGCCGAAAACCAACCUCUUCUCUGAUGGCGUUCGGGGACCCAAGAACGAUUUUCUUUGACGGCUCCGAUACUAAGCCGUGUAUAUUUGACAGGAAAAUGAAGUUCAUAUACGGCUCUCCUCGGUCUCAAGCAGCAUCCGAUGGAUUUGUCUCUCUUCUGUCGCUUCCCCAUAUCGGCCAGGCCGAUGCAGCACUUUCAUCUGAUGCGGCCUCAUUUUAUGGAUUCUGACAUGGACUAUGAAAGGCCAAAUGUCGAGACUAUCAAGUGUGUGGUGGUUGGGGACAACGCAGUUGGAAAGACCCGGCUCAUCUGUGCCCGGGCAUGCAACGCCACCCUCACACAGUAUCAGUUGCUUGCCACACAUGUGCCCACUGUCUGGGCAAUAGAUCAGUACAGAGUCUGUCAGGAGGUUCUAGAAAGGUCCAGGGAUGUGGUGGAUGAUGUUAGUGUGUCUUUACGUCUAUGGGACACCUUUGGCGACCAUCACAAGGACCGUCGCUUUGCGUAUGGCAGGUCUGAUGUGGUGGUAUUGUGUUUUUCCAUUGCAAACCCCAACUCACUUUACCACGUGAGGACCAUGUGGUACCCAGAGAUCAAGCAUUUCUGUCCCAGAGCUCCUGUUAUCCUUGUGGGCUGCCAACUAGACCUGCGAUAUGCUGACUUGGAGGCUGUGAACAGAGCUCGACGUCCACUGGCCAGACCCAUUAAAUCAAAUGAAAUACUGGCCCCAGAGAAAGGCCGUGAGGUGGCCAAGGAGCUAGGCGUUCCCUAUUACGAGACCAGCGUUGUUGCACAGUUUGGGGUUAAGGACGUUUUUGACAACGCUAUACGUGCAGCCCUCAUUUCCCGCCGUCAUCUGCAGUUCUGGAAGUCGCAUUUACGAAAUGUCCAAAGACCCCUCCUCCAAGCUCCCUUCCUUCCCCCCAAACCCCCACCACCCAUUAUCACGGUCCCUCCCCCUCCAAGUAACAUCGAAGAGCACCCUAGCCGGCUGUUAGAGGAUCCACUCUGUGCUGACAUCAUUUUAGUCCUCCAGGAACGUAAGAGGAUCUUCGCUCACCGCAUUUACCUCGCCACUGCUUCUUCUAAGUUCUACGACCUCUUCUUGACUGAACCUCGAGGCUCUGAGGAGAACGAGCGGGAACGGGAUAGGCCGAGAGGGCAAACCCUUUCUGGACGCGAUCUGUUUAUGCGUGCUGCUAGUUUUGACGUUUGUGAGAGUAGCGACGACGGAGAUAGAGUGAACUUGCGUGCCUGCACCAGUGAUGGAACUCUGAAGGGUGGAGAUGGUGAUCGCCGCGGUCGCCUGCUCCCCGCUUUGAGCCGUGCUUUCAUCAGCAUCCAAGAAGAAAUGGUAGACGACCCUGUCACCUUCAACUCCCGACGGAUGACUGUGGUGCACAUGGAUCCAUCAAUGCAGCCUGGUCCGUUUAGAUCGGUGUUACGAUACCUGUACACAGGUAAACUAGACGAGCACGAGAAGGAGUUGAUGCAGGUGGCCCACAUUGCAGAACUGCUGGAAGUGUUUGACCUGCGCAUGAUGGUGGCUAACAUCCUGAACGAUGAGGCCUUCAUGAAUCAGGAGAUUACCAAGGCCUUUCAUGUUAGACGCACCAAUCGGGUGAAAGAAUGCCUGGCCAAAGGGACCUUCUCUGAUGUGGUGUUCAGGUUGGACGAUGGCACUAUCAUGGCCCAUAAACCACUGCUCAUCUCAAGCUGCGAUUGGAUGGCAGCCAUGUUUGGUGGACCAUUUGUGGAAAGUUGUACAAAAGAGGUUCUGUUUCCUAACACUACACGUAGCUGUAAGCGUGCUGUGCUGGAGUAUCUCUAUACCGGCCGCUUCUGCUCUCGUUCAGAUCUAGAUGCCAUGGAGCUGAUUGUACUUGCAAACCGUCUCUGUCUGCCUCACCUGGUGGCACUGACAGAGCUGUACACUGUGACAGUAUUAACAGAGGCUGCUAUGAUGGGAGCUGAUAUUGAUGGAGAUGUUCUGCUCUACCUGGACAUGGCACAGUUCCACUGUGCUCAUCAGUUGACGGAUUGGUGCCUCCAUCACAUCUGCACAAACUACAACAGAGUCUGUCGCAAAUUCCCUCGUGACAUGAAAGCCAAAUCAACAGAAAAUCAAGAGUACUUUGAAAAGAAUCGCUGGCCUCCAGUGUGGUAUCUAAAAGAAGAAGAUCAUUAUCAGCGAGCUCGUAAGGAGCGUGAGAAGGAAGAUUGCUUGUACCAAAAGCGCCAGUGUAAACGCAAGUGGCUCUUUUGGAAUAUACCAUCUUCACCUUCCUCCAACUCUUCAUCUUCUCCUGGUUCCUCUGCAGUCAUCUGAUUGACUCUCAGUGUGCAGACCCAUCACAGUCUAUAAAGUGGGAUUUAUUAUAGGUUGACUUGGACAAACUCUACACGUUUCCGUUCCACAUUUUUUGUUGAGCGAAAUACCCAAGCCCUGCUUUCAGCUGCUGAGUAAGUCAAGCAAAAAUGCAACAGGACAAGCAAGCUAAAGCCACACCGGGCAGAUAGGAUUUGUAGCGUAGAAAACACUUUCAAACUUCCAUAGCGUGACAUGCUAAGUGCUUUUUAGCUCUAAAGAACAAUAUAGCAGGAACAUUUUAGAGCAACCAGCAAACAACUGAAAAACAUUAAUUCCUCAGUGUGGUUGCAAUCUACAAUCAAACCAAUUCUCCAGAGUGACGCUCACAAGAUUCCAAUGUUGGCAACUUGCAAACUACUGGUUACUUUAAUGAAUUAAAUUUACAAUGGGUAGUCUGAAAUAACCUAUGGGGGUGCGACACCAAUGAAUUUGAAGGCAUAAGAUCUAGAGGAAUGUUUCGGGAUCAAUAUAACUUAUUUCUGUUUUGUCUGCAACAUCUGGCAAAACUAUUGAAAAUAGUUCAUAGGUUAAAAUGCAAAACUGUUUUAUAAGUUAAUUAUUAUGUGCUUACAUCAUAUGUGCUCGAACGACAUAAAAGUAUAGGACUGUCAAAGUUUCACAUCAAACAGGAUGAUUUAGACGUAGACUAUAAGUGCUUUUAGCAGGCUUCCAUUUUUGCUUUUAGUCCCUUCUGAAUGCUGGCUCGUUUUCUGGAAGUGUUUUGUGGAAGGAGACCAAAUCAUUUUCUUUGGUGUUCGACAAAUGCUGUCGAAAGAGCUUAGGUCGCCCACAUCAUUCCUUUAAAUGAAAUGGCAGUGACCUAGAAUUGUGAACAUUUUCAAACUGCUUGUUUAUUCUGCACACCGUGGUCUGUUUUUGGUAACAAGGCAAUCGUUGUUCCAUCUUUCUGCAUUUAUUUUUCUCUCCUGUUUAUAUCUGUCAAGUUCGGAAAACGAAACAGACAUUCGAGUGAUUAUGGGUUAACAUACAAAAUCAGCAUUCACUCGUGUGAUGUUACAUAAUCGCGUAUGACAGGAUGAAGUUGAGAUUUAAAUCAAGAUCAAGAAAGUUGCAUUUUAUCUUCAUGACAGUUUCCUGGCAAAAACAACCUCUAAUAUUGUAAUCACAUUCUUCAAAACAGGAUCCCAGGUGAACAGUCACGCUGGGUCUCUUUACAGGGAAUAUAAACAGUGCCUCAACACUCCAGAGAUCUAAAUGUGUGGGUACUAGCUGCUAUCUUUACCAAAGUUAGCUCGCAAAUGCUUCAUAAGGGACAUUAUAUAAAAAUCUGCUGCUAACAAAAACAGCUGUAAGUUUGAAUGCUCCCAAAUAGCUUUCGGAUAAGUUUCACAGGCAGGCCUGUGACAAAGCUAUCCCAUGAUGCACCACAGCAUGUCCAUACAUGUGAGUAUUUAUUGUAGAUUGCUUUACCAGCUGUAUUUCAGAGUUUGAUUCCAACUUUUUAUAACAUUAAAAUAGCUACUAAUAACUUAGGAAAAUAAAGCAGUAUUACGCAUUGGGUAUUUUUAAAAAGGUGCAUUACCUUCCACACAAAGUUUACACCCCAGAGGAGAAAAAACUCCACAAGCAUGGUUCAUACCCUAGACUUAAACUCUUUUGCAAUCCGAAUGUGUAUGACCUAGUACACACUCACAGUGACUCGCACAUAGAAUGCCUUGUAAUUCAAAAUUAUAGUCGUUUUUUAUACCCUAAAGAAAAAUAUUCAGAUGAUCACACUUCUCUCUCUUAUAUAGUUAAUAAAUAGAGUUUAAAUACAGAUGGGCACUAAAAGAAUAAUUUGCUGCAUUAUCAGCCAGUAAACUAUCAAAGAAUGUCUGCUUUAGUAUCACAUUUAGAGCUGACCUGCAUGUAUUGGGCUGUUGUAGGAAUAUAGUUUUAUUUUAGAAACCUGUAUGUGUUCUACCAGGCCUUGAAUGUAAAUUUACAAAAAAGUAAGAAAAAGAAAUGCUAUGAUUUAAGUUUCUCCACUGUAACCCACUGGGGCAAGCUGAUCAGUAUAAUAAUAAAUAUAUUUUUGAAGACUUGUCAGUAUCAGAAGGCAUUUGAAACUACACUCAGGCACAUUUGCAUACUCUUGAUACUGUAUAAGAAUAGGUUUUAAAUUAAAAGUCUUUAUAUGUUGUCUCUAAAUGUAACAAGGUUUUUCUAAGAAACGCUUAUUGAACUCUGAAGAUUAUUAAACAUAACAUGCUAUUAUAGUAACAAAGAAAUGCAGGCUGUAUGAAUGUACAUUUGACACAGUUUUUGGUUCACAUGAUACAGAUUGUAGAAACUCUGUGGGAAAAUAAAUGAAAUAAUUUAUAAAUAAAAUGAAAGUUUAGAAGGGAGUUUAUCAGACUGUUGAGUUUCAGAUUGUUGCUGCAGAGAUGAUACCCCAUGCCUUAAUGUAAAGGACACAAUGAGUGGCAUUGUGUUGUUUUUCUGUGUUAUGUGUAAUUUAAACAUAUCCUCUGUCCCAGGUGUGAUAUAUAUUACUCGGAAGGUUACGUGUAAAAUCUUUUCAUGUGUAUUUGUUAAAGACCUUAUUGUUGUCUAUGCUGGAUUGUUAUGUUUUGUAUCGCUCACCUGUGGUUUUCUGUGAUGUUUCUCUGUCAUGUGAAUGUGUUUUACAUACAUUACCUGUCAUUGCUUAGAACAUGUACUUUGUGGAUUGCAUUGCUCAUUAAAUCAUUGUGGAAAACUGUGUAUAUUAUGGGGUCCAAAAAGUCUGAGCCAAUUGAAAGUCCAACUUUCAAAAUCAUAUUUAAAGCCGAAAACAGUUUAAGAACUGCAUCUUAUAUCAACCAACGUGUAAUUUCAUUUAAUAAUGUGCUGAUAUAUAUAUAUAUAUAUAUAUAAAAUUAUAAUUUAGAAAAAAUACCAAAAAACAGCAUUAUUGCUAGAGGUCACAGACUUUAGAACCCACAGUAUAUACAGAGGGGGAAGGAAUGAAACGGAGCAGAAAAAAGCGUGUAUUGGAAUUGUAAAUUAUUUGUUUUUAGCCAAGGUAAAUGUGUUCCCGAAUCUGUUCCUUGUUUGUCUGGGAACACCAUUCCUGUAACCCACCAAAUCAUAGGUUGAUAAGUAUGAUGUCUGAACCCCUAAUCCAGCAAAAAGCCUUACCAUAACAAUUCCACUAAACUUAAUUCUACAGUUUGAUUGGUUGAUAGAAUAUUGUUUUAAGAGCAACAAGGAUGUUGAUCCAGAAUCAUGUGCCACCUGGCAAAACCACUAGACAUGAGUGCACAAUACCUUUUAAAUCAUGACUGCCUGGAUAUGCUGUGCAAAAUAGCAAUGCUUUGGCUUAUAACUUAAUAGCAAAAAACUAAAGAUAAAAAACUAACAAAAAAGUAGUCUAUUCUAGCUAUUCGAUACACUGUGCCCUCUUGUAAUCAACCUCUAAGCAGUGUCAAACACUGAAGCAUGUCCUACAAUAUUUUACUUCGCUCUUGCAAGAUAAAUAAACAAAAAAAAUACCAAAAUGAAAUAGCCUACAUCCAAAAAUUAAGGGGUAAAGCAGAUCAAUUUGUUCAAAUAAUAAAAAUAUAUAUUUUCCUUUAGAUUCUAGAAGUCCAUGUUUAAUGAGCUCUAGGUCUUGCAAAGAAGCACAAACCAAACACAGCGUGCAGAGAUGUUUUGCUAAUAACGCAGAGCAAAGAAGUAAUCAAAUUGCUGAAAGCAAAAACUUGAAUGUUUUCUCAGUAUUAAAAGCUUGAUAUCUACAAUUUGUAAUUUAAACAAUUUUAAUUUCCACAAGUUGGUACUGGGAAGAGAUUUGUAUGUCCAGGACAUCUAAGCAUGUGUUCUUGAAAUGUGUAAAUAAUGUUUAAUAAAUACGAACUGGCAGUCA
Triplophysa dalaica is the source of this 6262-nucleotide messenger RNA. Its product is annotated as rho-related BTB domain-containing protein 2-like. NCBI's taxonomy places the organism in Eukaryota, Metazoa, Chordata, Actinopteri, Cypriniformes, Nemacheilidae. Bases 181 to 2370 code for a protein of 729 amino acids. The record is from RefSeq and is a predicted model, not a curated record. Gene Ontology annotation, biological process: small GTPase-mediated signal transduction. The transcript has 10 exons. Gene Ontology annotation, molecular function: GTPase activity; protein binding; GTP binding.